AUGGGUUCCGCCGGCUCGCCCGACCUCGCUGCGCUUCCCGCGCUCGAGACGCGGCCCAAGUUCAUCUUCUUCACCGACUUCGACGGCACCAUCACGCAGCAGGACAGCAACGACUUCAUGACGGACAACAUCGGCUUCGGGGCCGCCAAGCGCAAGGAGAGCAACAAGGGCGUGCUGUUCGGGCAGCGCGACUUCCGCGACGCCUUCCAGGAGAUGCUCGACAGCGUCACCACGCCCUUUGACCAUUGCAUCGACCUGCUGAUCCGCAACAUCGCGCUCGACGCCGGCUUCCGCGCCUUCUUUCACUGGGCCCGCGAGCACAACGUGCCCAUUGUUGUUCUUAGCGGCGGCAUGGAGCCCAUCAUCCGCGCCCUCUUCGAGCACUACCUUGGCAAGACCGACGCCGACUCGCUGCGCAUCGUGAGCAACGCCGUCAAGGUGCGCCCCGGCAAGACGAGCAUCAACGAGGAGGGCGGCUGGACUAUCUCGUACCACGACGACAGUGGAUUCGGCCACGACAAGUCUCUGGAGAUCCGGCCCUACGCGAACCUCCCGGCGGACGAGCGGCCGAUUCUCUUCUACGCCGGUGACGGCAUAUCCGAUCUCUCGGCGGCCAAGGAGACGGACUUGCUGUUUGCCAAGGCCGGCCGCGACCUCGUUACGUAUUGCGAGCGCGAGAAUGUGCCCUUCACGACGUUUCGGGACUUCUCCGACAUCCUCGCCACCGUCAAAGACAUUGUAGCCGGCGACCUCAGCGUCAAAGAUGCGGCGACGGGCAGAAAGUGA
Molecule: messenger RNA, 786 nt
Organism: Lasiosphaeria miniovina
Lineage: Eukaryota; Fungi; Ascomycota; Sordariomycetes; Sordariales; Lasiosphaeriaceae
Product: HAD-like domain-containing protein
Exons: 3
Coding region: 1-786 (261 amino acids)
Molecular function (GO): phosphatase activity
Source: RefSeq, a predicted model, not a curated record